CAAGGUACUUACUGGAAUGCCAUCUAGUGAUCAGCAUUUUUUGCUUAACUUCAUCAUGAGCACUUACUUGGGCCCUGAUGUCUACUCUGAUAACCCAAGGCAUUCAGCUUUACAAAGAUUGGCCGAAGUUUAGUCACCGUAUACUUCAAACAAUCUGGGUCCUUCAUUUAUUAGCAUUUCUCAGUUGGAGAGUUUGUACUACUAUGUCCUGAGGCAUGCUCAUCCCGGGUUGGUUCUAGAACCAAACAUGCCGCAUUCAUAUCUACAAGGCAACUUACAUUUGUCAAGCUCAGAGUUAUUAGAGGACUUACGCCAGUUCACAAGUUUUUUCCCACUAGAUAUUCAUGAACAUAAAAGAUACUCAGUAAAUGAUCAGAUCAUCAAAGGAAUUGUUCUUAUUGAUGAUCCAGUUACAUCUCACAUGAGGGAAGAUGUUGAAAGGUUCAAAUAUUUAUCUGGUGUAGCUGAUUUGAAGAUUGACAAAAUCAAAUCUUUGUCAUAUGAACAUGGCUAUCAGAAAAGCAAAGAUGAUCAGAACAGCAUGAUAAACAGUGAGGAGAGAAUUGUUGGAUAUAUUACCAACGGAACCGGUAAUGCAUCAGAAAAGUUUCAAGAAAACAAUAUGAGAAGGUACCAGUUGAACUCUCUGCCAAUGUCAGCUUUCCCCCCUGUCAUGUCCAUGUUAAAACAUCUCGGUGAAGGAGCAUUCAAGAGAACCUGUAAAAGGGAUGGACCUGCCUUGAUGCCCCUCAUAACUGUUCCAAAUGUGGACCAAUGUUUUUCAGAUGCAUCCAUUAUCUUAAAUGGGACUGCUAAAAUGGGGAUAGCUGGACCACCUAUUGGUGUUUUAGACAUUGGUGUCAGCAAAGUUGCAUACUUCUUCGGAGUUGCUCUGCCUGGAGUUAGGAAGGAUUAUUGCGAAUUCAGUUGUGAGAUUGAGUCCAACGGUAAGGUUCAUCUCCAAGGAUCAACCUCUGGUGGAGGGACUAUUAAGAAACGAUCCCGUGUGUUCCAUAUGACAUUCAAGCAAUUGUGCCGGGCUGGACCCUUUACACUUUCGUUCAGCCUGCCAGGACCCGUUGAUCCAAGACUAUUCUCACCAAACUUCAGACCCAAUGGCAUUUUUGAAGCUGUUGUGAUUAAACACGAGUCUUAGUACACGGCGCUUGAAGAGUUAAAAUAUGCAGGUAGUUCAAGAAUUGGUGAAGGCGGAGUGUAGUUAUUUCCUGAAGAAUUUUGCCUUGUACCAUUUACUCAUUCAAUCGCCAUGUAUGUGUAUUUUGCUAACAUGAUUUUUUUUUAUUUGAAAAGCAUAUUUUGCUAACAUGAUAUCUCUAACUGAAGGGGAAAAUGAAAGUUUCUUUAUCAGUUUGUGCAGUUUCUCUGUUAAAUCUCUUGACAUAGAAAGAAAAAUUGCCUGGUUAAUGACACUAUUGGCGGUAGCCGUGCAAUGACUAGUAAUGAAGUGGGUCGCCGGAAAGACAAGAAAGUCAACAACCACCUGGAAGUGGUGGUGGUGAACUUGAAAAUAACAGUGGGUGCAGGCUGAGAAACAUUAAAACUUAAGCUUUUAACACUUUACAUAUGUCGGAGUUCGGAUGAGGGGUGAAACCGUCAUUGAGACAUGCAAGAAAUGAUAAAGUCAAAGUAGAGGUGGGGCCGCACUUUUGACGUGGAGAUCCUAGUCGGAUGUGUUUUCCUAAUGCUGCUACUAGUUAAUAUUUAGGUGGUAACCACAAGUGCAAAGCGCGAAGCAAUUGAUUCGAGAGGAGAGGACUCUACCGCAGCUAGCCGAAGGGCCGCCGAGCGCCUCCUCAUCCUUUCUUCCUCCGCUCAUAAAGUAGACAGAUCUUGUGGUUGACGUGUAUAAAAGGACGUUGAUAUCAUGGGUGUACCUGUUGUAACAACUGAAUCUGCAAAAGAAUGUGAUGGUGGACCAGCUAUUGGUGUUAUUGAGCUUGGUGUCACUCCAAGCGCCUUCCUUUUCCGAGUUGCAUUGCCUGGUAUCAGGAAUGAUCUAAGUAAGGUGCAAUGUGAGGUCCAAUGUGAUGGAAAGGUUCUUAUACAGGGUAUUGUAACAGAAGGCACUGGACUGACACAACAAUCAGUGAGCAUAUGCCAGACGAAAGUUCAGCAAAUGUCCUCUCCUGGGCCGUUCACCAUUUCCUUUAAUCUGCCUGGACCAGUUGAUCCCCGAUUAUUUUCUCCUAGGUUCCGUCGUGAUGGCAUUCUGGAAGGGGUGGCUGUGAGAUUCAUUAGGCCAAGUGAUCCAGCCAAUGGCUGGUCCCUACCUUUUUGAGAUCUUUGGAAAAACCUGUUUUUCUGAAAGUGGUUGCCGUCUUCUUUUUCUUCUUCUUCUUCUAUAUAGAUUGAUGGAUUGAAACAGGCUGCUGUUUUAAAAUGUGAACUGUACUGUCAAACGCAGAAUUUUCAUAUCAGCUGAUCGAUUGGCCAAUUGCUCUACUUGAACAAGCUAGAAAUGAUUUUCGGGGCUUGACUGUGUAGUGCUGCCAACUAAAAACACCGGGCAAGUCUUAGCCCAAAAUGCUACUCAUCAAGGUUGAUCAUUGAUGUGAAUUUAUGAUUAUCAUUAUAUUUGGCCUACAGGGGGAGGGAAUUGAGCAUUGGACUUCCCCAAGAGCGUUAA
This is a messenger RNA of Theobroma cacao (cacao), 2647 nucleotides long. NCBI's taxonomy places the organism in Eukaryota, Viridiplantae, Streptophyta, Magnoliopsida, Malvales, Malvaceae. The record is from RefSeq and is a predicted model, not a curated record.